UCAUCAAUAUGCCGAGAACAAUUCCGAUUUGGGUACUGCUCAUGUGUAGUGUGGUGAUCGUGGCGGAGGCGAAGCCGAUCUUCGUAAAGAUUUUUGCUCCAAUUGGCGGUUAUUCCAGUGGCACGGUCCGAUCGACGGCAACGGUGGCGCCCGUCAACAAUCAGUUGAUCUCCAAUUUGAUUUCGCAGAAGAUCCAAUUGCUGAAUAGUUUUCUGCAGGCGAAGUCGUCCUUUGGUAGCUUUGGCAUCCGAAAGGACAUCACAUUUACAUCGGGCUCCACGACGACCACGGAGCGACCAGUGACCCUGCUCACAACAGAGGUAAACACAGAUUUUUUACCGGACGUUAGUUCCAGCACUCAAUCUGUGUACACAACAACCACAGAGGGCGAAAUUGCGACUCCGAAGCCUACAGUACAUCCCGUCAAGCCAAUAACAUCGUCAACGCCAGUGAUACCCACGAAGAGCACCACCGAGUACAUCGUGGAGUCUUCGUCGGGAUCUAUCGAUGACUACACAUCUCAGACAACCCCACGCACACCAGCACCCACGCCCACUAGCAAUGGCUACUCCUAUCAGACCCCCACGUCCAGCUCCAUCUCCACCACUGCUAACGCCUACUACUUGCCCGCCUUACAAUAGUAAACGAUAUCUACUCGAAUGUACAUAUGCAAUUCUGUAGGUAUAUAAGGUAUAUAAGUUAAGCACGUCUAUCAAAUGUUUAUCUAUUAAUUGAUAAUCAAUCCUAAUCGUUUUAUUAGAAUACAUUUUGAAAUCUUUGAGAGCAGUAUAAUUUGUUGCUUAGUGCGGAAGUGAUCGGACUUCACAGACCUCACACUGCAACUAUUGACAAUGGGUGGUUCUGUGUCUCGAUCAAUUAGCAUAAAAACCAGUUUUACUGAGAAGACGACAGACUCACCAGAAGUAAAAAAAUAUAUAUAUAAAACAA
Molecule: messenger RNA, 948 nt
Organism: Drosophila hydei
Lineage: Eukaryota; Metazoa; Arthropoda; Insecta; Diptera; Drosophilidae
Product: mucin-2
Exons: 2
Coding region: 9-641 (210 amino acids)
Source: RefSeq, a predicted model, not a curated record